CAUGUGCAUCACAUCACCGCUAUCUCAUCACCAUCCAUGAACUCGAUGAACGUGCCACCCAUCUCGCCACACACCACACUCCCUCCCCCCUUCUCUUUCCCCUCACUGCUUGUCGAGUUCGAGGGCCUGCCGCAUCGCCCUCGUCAUCACGCCCUCCCGCGCUGCUUUGCCGCCUCGGUCGUCGGCCGCAUGCUGCUGCUGCCCGGCCUUGCGCUUCCUGACGUUCUGUGGCUGCUGCGGCUGAUACUGCUGCUGCUGCUGGAGGGGUGGGGGUGGCUGCUGCGCCUCUGGCUUGGGCGGCUUGGUGGCCUUGGUGACUUUGGCCUUGCUGCUGCGAUUCCUCUGUCAGGCGGCCUUGUCCUUGACGAUGGCUUUCUUGGCCUUUUUCCCCUUCGCCUCCUUGGCCUCCUUGCCUCCCUUGCGCCCUCCCGUGGGCCCCGCGGCCUUCUUGCGGUCGGCGGCCUUCUGGGCGGGCGGUUGCGGCUUGGCGGCCUUGCGGGGCUUCUUCUUGCUUUUGGGCUUGGCCUUCUCGGCGGGUGGCUGGGGAAUGGCGGCAGCGUGAUCGCCGGCCUGUGUGGGUCCGGUAGGGAGCGGCUUCUUGCCCUGCAGCAUGGCCUUGGGCUUGGGCGCCGGCUUGCCGCCCUUGCCUUUGCUCUUGCCCUUGUCGCCGCCCUGCUUGGCGGGCUUGUUCUUGCUGAUCUCUUUCUUGACCUUGGCGAGGUCUGGCUCAGCAAGAAGGCGGGGCGAUCUGCGCUUCUUGCCGCCCGCCUUCUCCUUCUCUGCCCUCUCCUGUGUCUCCACCUUCUCCUCCUUGACCAGCAGCUCGUUCCCAGCCCGCAGCCGUCCCUCCCAUUUGCCUUUCUUGGGCGCCGUGUCCUCCUUCUCCUUGCCCUUCUCGUCCUUGUCCUCACAUCGACCCUUGCGCUUCUUGCCGCCCGCCUUCUUGUUGUCAUCCGCCUUGACGAUGGGCGGGUUGGCAGGGGCGGCGGGCGCGGCAGGGGGAGCAUCCUCGUCAUUCACCACGAUGGCGGGUGGGUCGUUGAUGGGGGGAGGGGGGGCGUCGGCGAGGUCGGGCGGGGAGACGGCGGCGAGGGCAUUGGGCUGCACGUACUCGGCCAUAUACGCCUGCAUAUGACGGAUCGACAAUAGACAGAGACACGCAUGAAUGGGUGGAUGGGUGGAUGGCUGGCUGGCUUCAUGAGGACGGCCACUAGGCUGCUCACCUGGCGGCCAAGGACGAAUUCGAGGGACACUUCCCUGAUGUAGCCCACCUGGUCGUCGUAGACGAACCAUUUGGCUGCAUCAUUCAAGAGAGAGGAUCCACAGGCAGAUCAUCCAUCUGUCCAGAUGCCUGGUCGGAUGGAUGGAUUGCUUACAUUGGCCAUUGGGGAGGGUUUUGCAUUUAUACGUACGAUAGUGGCCCCCAUGCCUCGUCCUGCCCUCAUGCUCAACUACAGCUGCAGUCAGGACAAGACACAGGCACAUUCGGCACAUGUUCACUGUCAAUUUCAGUGCACACGUACACAUGAGUUUGUGCUUCUCCAUCGGUGGUGCGCCCUCCUGCUGAUCGGCAAACGGGCUGAAGUCCAACUCCUCAGGAAGCUGUACGUGUGUCUGAUUCUGGACACACACAGACAGACAGACAGACACGCACCGACGCAAAUGAGAAAGGUGCGUAUGUGUGAGCCUGUGUGUACCUUGCUGAGCCCCGCGAAGCGUUCGAAGUUGACGCUCACAUCGGGCGGCACGGUGGGCAUAGAGAUUUGGACGGUCGCGUUGCACUUCUUGCCACAACAGGCGCAGAAGUACCUGUAUGUACACAUACGACACACAGAUACAGGUGCGUGUCUGUCUAGCAAUACACACGUACUGGUUGUCGCCCUUCAUCUCCUCGGGGGCAAAGAACGACUGCACGCAGGCCAGCCCGUCGAUGCUCGCCCUCCCGCCGUUGCCCCCAUCCGUCAGGUCGACUACGCAGUCCUACAUUUAUACAUGAAAAGAACACAGGGACAGCCAUGUGCACACAAUUCUUAGGCACAUUUUGGCUGCGGGCACUAAGCGUCCUUACCAGCAUCGGCACAUUCAGCGACCAGGUCACUUCCCUGUCUCUGUCGGACUUCGUGCCGCAGUCCCCACACGUGACGGUGGACUUGAGGACACCUGGCAGUCGUUUCAACGUGUGUAUCUCUCCCUCUCCCCCUGUGUGUGUGUCUGUAUGCGGCAUACCUCUGAAGAUAUCCGAGACGGCCGUCCCCGUGUUGGCGUCUCUACUGGCCUGGUCGAGGGUCAUGUCGCGCGGCGCGUCGGUAUUCCUUGUCCUGGCCAGCUCAGUCGCUGCAAUGUACACACAAAGACGCACACGGACACAGGCAUAGACACAGAUGCAGCUUGCACACACGGGUGCGUACACGUACCCGCGACCAGUUCUGAGUGCAGGCCCUCGAGGAGGAACUCCCGGGCCUCUGUGGCGUCUUCCUGGCGGCCAACAACUGCACACGUCUCGCACAUACAUAGACGACAAAAGUGCACGCACGGGUUUUGUAUGUCGACAUGAGCUACGUGCUGUGUGUGUCUCUGGUGGCUCACCGAAGUCAUUCGAAGAGCGAACCAUCGUAGUGUACAUACUCUCCGCCCUCAGCGACACCACAGCACCUUCCUCCUUCUUGCGCCCUUUCUUGGCCUUCUGCCCCCUCUGCCCCUUGCCCUUCUUAUCGGCCAGCUCCAGCUCCCGUGGUGUGGGCAGAUACAUGUGCCUGACCAAACAAGGCAAGAGAAGGGCGAAUGCAUGUAGAGGUAAUCAAAUAGAUAUUUCAUACGAUAGGAGCAGCAGGGUCUCCAAGAGAAGGGACGUCUUGGGGUCUCUGUGCGGCUCGCGAACCAGCGUUCCGGCCGGCCUUUGCGACGCACUCUCUAGGCGGCCUGUGGAUUGAUUAAGUGGAGAGGCAAAGACCAAGACACAAACAAACAAACAAACAAAAAUCCAUCCAUGCAUCCAUCCACGCCUCAAUUGUCCUUGUGGAUGCGUACGCGUGAGCGUGCGGUAGUGGUCUUCGUACCGCUUGAUGAGCUCGGCCUUGUAGGUGACUAGAUAUUCUGCCUCUGAAGACACACACGGGAGGGUACGGGAGGGUAAGAGAGGGACCAACACAGCAGGGAUGUCUGGAUUUCUGCAUAGAUGAUGAUGUAUUGUGCCAAUGUUCACGUUUGAGUAUGUAUUUGGCCAGAGGAGGCACGCGCAGAACCGACUGCAGAGUUGCGCCUGCAAAACAGCCGUUGCCCCCGACAUUCUCCAACAGAACACACGGAAACUGCAAAGAAAGGCACACACAUGGGCAAAUACGAUAUCCGUGUACACAACAAUUGUCCAUUCGUAAGUGCAGCUGACCUCCUUGAGCAGCGUCGCAUCAUAUGGAAGUGGCAACUUGUCGACAGAAUCGAUGACGAGCCGCAGGGCCUUGCCGUCUCCCUCUCCCUCCCUCUUCCCCUCCGGUGACGGCUUCUUGGGCGGCGAAUCGAAAGGCGAAUCGCCGAUAUUCGGUACCCGCACGUUGCCGGGGAGCCCGCCCAGUCCGCCCGGCGGCGGUGGGCAAUUGCAAAACGGGUUGGCAACUAACGGCGGAGGCGUACCCGCCAUGGCUGGCACCAGCUAACGACGAAACUGGUGCUGUAAGUGUUAUCACUUCGCGACUGCUUCGCGAACGCCUCGCAGUGAGUCGGCAACUGUGAG
Molecule: messenger RNA, 3727 nt
Organism: Vitrella brassicaformis
Lineage: Eukaryota; Vitrellaceae
Source: the annotation of a GenBank genome assembly